Linepithema humile (Argentine ant) is the source of this 803-nucleotide messenger RNA. NCBI's taxonomy places the organism in Eukaryota, Metazoa, Arthropoda, Insecta, Hymenoptera, Formicidae. The record is from RefSeq and is a predicted model, not a curated record.
UCUAGCAGAGCUUCUAAUAAAGAUGCUGAUUUAAAAGAGAAUGAAACUUCUCAUAAUUUUUUACAACAUAUUGAAGAUGGUACUGAUUCUAGUAAAGAUUCUAAUAAAGAUACUACUACAUGGGAACAUUCUGCUACAUGGGAACAUCCAACAAUUAUGCUUCUCAUUUCUUUAUAUAAAGAUCAUCUUACAUUAUUCAAGAAUGAUAAAAUAAGAAAUGAGGUUGUAUGGAAAAAGAUUGCGGAUUGUUUAAAAGAAAAAGGUUAUAUAUAUACUGCAAAACAAACUGAAAAUAAAUGGAAAAAUCUAAGGAAAAGUUAUAUAAAAACAAAAGAUCAUAAUUCAAAGUCAGGAGCGUCAUUUAAGAAAUGUAAAUACUAUGAUGAAAUGGAAGAAAUUUAUGGAAAAUCUCAUAUUGUGCAGCCUGUAGCCAUUGCAUCAAAUCUUUCACAAAAAAUUGUAUCUAUUUCAACUGACGAAGAACAAAGAUCUGAUAGAGAAAAUGAGGACAUAGUACCUCCUCCAAAGAAAACUAAAAUGGAAAAACAAUUGCAUGUAUUAACAGAAUACAUGGACAAAAAUGAAAAAGCGAAAGAAAAAAGGCAUAAAGAAAGAUUAGAAUAUCAAAAAGAAGCUAUAGAAACUUACAAGCAAUUAAUGAGCAAGUUAUUGGAUAAAUUAUAAACAUCUUCUCUUUACGUUUAAACACUUUUGCUUUUUAUUUUAUAAGUUACAAAUUUAUGAAGCAUCUUAAAUAAUAUUUUAUUGUUCAUUUAAAUCAUAACAUAUAUUAGUAUUUAAUG